AUGAAUCGCUCGCAAAAUUAUUCUGCGGCAGAGCUGGAUGCUCUGAUUUCUGCAUUAGAAAAGAAAAGAUUUCUGGUGUCAGGGGAACUUGGGCCUCUUUGUGAAACUAUUCAAGCCCAGAAGAAUGCCUGGGAUGAAGUGGCCGAGGUCGUAUCAUCCCGUGCUAUGGGGGUAACACGCACUGGUUACCAAAUAAAAAAUAAGUGGUGCGAUUUAAAAUAUCGCAUUAGAUGUAAAGCUGUCCGUAUGAAGGAGGAACGAGAGAAGACCGGUGGAGGUCGUGGCCAGACAGUUAAACUGACUUUGCAAGAGGAGAGGGUGUUGGGGCUUUUAGGGGAAGCCUACAUCAGUGGCAUCGUCGGAGAAGAAUUAGACACCUCAUACGAUUUGGAGCCGGAGCAGUCAAAUGGCUAUUUGGAGACCCUUGCUGGACCCUCAAUGACGAAUUCUAGUCUAGCUGAUGUAGAAACUGAAGUUGAUACAGUUGAGAGAACAUCCGCUGGACCACCUAGACGUAUCCUAUCAACGCCACAAGGAGUAAAGCGAAAGAUAGAAAAACCAGGAUCUUCAACCCAGCGUGUCCAAGAAUAUCGUAACAAGAAGAGAACACAAAUGAUAAACUGGGAAGAGGAUGAGGACACGCAAGUGUUGACUACUCAGAAGGAAACAAAUGAAAACAUAAAAAAAAUGAACAGAAACUUGGAAACUCUAAUCGAGUUAAAAAGAGAAAGCUUAAAAAACCAGCAGAACAUUAUGAACAACCAGGCUGUCAUUGCAAGUCUGCUGGCCAGAUCCUUAGGCUGUGAUAUCAAUAUAAGUUUAGAAUAUGCCAUGAGAUGCAUCGGGAAAAGUAGAAGCGCAGUACGUACAUUUUUUACCAUGAUGAACUUACCACCACCACCUUCGAAGCUUACAAGAUUCAGUGACACACUAUCGCAAGCGCUUACAUCUGUGAGCGCAAAAUCUAUGACAAACGCAGUGGAAAGUGCUGUCAAGAAUAAUGAUGAUGACCGAGAUUGGCAAUUGCACUGGCCUGCUCGUCGCAAAAGGGAGGGCAUGUGUCGAUAA
This is a messenger RNA of Uloborus diversus, 1068 nucleotides long. RefSeq lists its product as uncharacterized. The coding region runs from base 1 to 1068 and encodes 355 amino acids. The transcript is spliced from 5 exons. Gene Ontology annotation, cellular component: nucleus. The record is from RefSeq and is a predicted model, not a curated record. NCBI's taxonomy places the organism in Eukaryota, Metazoa, Arthropoda, Arachnida, Araneae, Uloboridae.